Molecule: messenger RNA, 3632 nt
Organism: Hippoglossus stenolepis (Pacific halibut)
Lineage: Eukaryota; Metazoa; Chordata; Actinopteri; Pleuronectiformes; Pleuronectidae
Product: zinc finger protein 7
Exons: 9
Coding region: 259-3351 (1030 amino acids)
Biological process (GO): regulation of transcription by RNA polymerase II
Molecular function (GO): DNA-binding transcription factor activity; RNA polymerase II cis-regulatory region sequence-specific DNA binding
Source: RefSeq, a predicted model, not a curated record
UGCCGUAUAACACACACGAAGAAGAAGCAGCUUUCGACAACAGUUCAGUAUCACAGUGUAAAUAAUUGUCUCGGGUUAUUUAUUCGUGUGUUUCACGUCUCCUGGUUUAAAAGUGUCCCAGCUACAGAUGAGCUGCCUCCUCUGUCACGCCCCUGUUUUAUCCCCUGGCUGCUAGCGGCAGUGGCUGGGUAGUUAGCCCGCUGUGGCUAACAGCAGCUAGCCGCAGCUAGUCAAACUUUUCCACGCCGCUAUGAGAAGAUGGAUUUGAGUGUUUUCACAGCCAGUUCCAAAGAUGACCCUUUACCUCUGGCGUCACUGCGCCUCUUGGUGCCGCCUCUGCAGCUCAUGACAGCCUCUAUGUGGCAGGUGCUGAAGAAACAAGAUGUCAUGAACUACUGGAACGUGGCAGAGUUUGUCUGUUUGGCAACCGACAUGGUCCCAGAGCUGCUGAUGUACAAGCACAGGACUCAGCUGAACCUGGGAUUAAGAGCCAGGUAUAUCCUUGAGCUGUGCCGAGGUGAAGAGCUUGUGGAAACUGACUUCAUCUUAUCUCACCUGGACAAGAUUAAAUCACACAAUCUUACACAGAUGAAGGAAUUGGAAGAGGAGGAAGUCGCAGUUAACUUUCUUGAGUUGAUCCAGACUCUGAUCAAAGGUCCUGAAGAGAGACAAGACUUUUUCUUGGAGGUCUUCCCUGCAGAGUACGGAUCACAGUAUGACACUGAUCUGGAGACCCUGUUUUGCGAGUUCAUCUGUCGACUGACUCAGCUUUUGCCUGUUCCUAACCUCAAACAGACUAUGUCAUGGCUCGGAGCUGAAUGCUCAGUGUUGGAGGAUUGUGUCCAUUCAGUCUCUAAGUCUACAGACCUGAAACACUUACUCCAGCACCACAAAGACAUGGGGCAUUUAGAGCAACAUGUUCCACCCUCUAGUAUGGGCGAGUGCAUCCUCUCCUCCCUCUCUGCGGUUCCUCCUAGCCGAAUGGCAAAAACUACAGAACAACCCAAUCAAUCAUGUGCACCGCAAGGGCUCAGUGAUGAAACACAAACGGUCUCAUUUGUGGAUAACGUAGAAGUUGAAAUAAUCACAGUGACAGAUUAUGCAGAGGUUGAAUUGGGCCCAAGCACCGACAUUGAGCUGGUAAUCGAAGAACACUGCUAUGAAAGGACAGACAGUUGCACAGUGGCUGAAGAUUCCGUGGUAGUGCCUCCUGAAAGGACGACCAGGGAAGAGGAAGUUGAUGAAGCGGGGGGAGGAGCGACACUAGCAAAAGUUGAAAGUGGUUUGACAAACGUCAUCCAAACCGAAGUUCACGAGGACGACCCGGCUUCCUCCCAACACACAGUUUCUUUGGGUCCUCAUGACUGCCCAGAAUGUGAGAAGAAAUUUAAGUUUGCCUCUUCACUAAUCGCCCACAGGGUCAUCCACACCGGUGAACGCCCCCACCGCUGCAACGAGUGUGGUCGCUGCUUCUCUUUCAGACAGUCCCUUGACCGGCACAGAUACACGCACAAAACUGGACGCAAGUACGACUGUGCGGUCUGCGGCGAGACCUUCCACUCCCUGUCAGCCCGCACGGAGCACAAACAAACACAUAUGGAAGAUGGUGUUUAUGCAUGCCAGCAGUGUAAGAGGAAAUUCACCUGGGAGCUGGCUCUUGCAAGGCACGUAAGAACUCACACCAAUGACCCGACCACUGAUAAGCCCCCAGGGAUCCUUAAGGAUGGAGAAGAGCUGGUAAUAAGUGAUGAAAUUGUCUGUGAGGAUCCAGUUCAACCGACUGAGUCUGACUGCCAGGUGGAAGCCGAAGGUGAUCAGGAUCCAGAGAAAGCAGAAGUUCAGAGCAGCGAGGGCGUCAUCCAUGAGUCUGGAGGCCCGUUCCCUGACCUUGAUAAUCAUCAAGCCACGCCCGCAGUGAACGUCCGCACAAGUGGGCGCAAACGCAAACCCACCAUGAAGAUUCAGGUGAUCAAUUUACAGAAGCGCCUGAGUACAACGAGAAAAAAGAUAACCAGGGUCAACCCUCCUGACCUGAAGCCUCUGCCUUUCAGCUGCGCAGAGCACUCGUAUGGGUCACCCAUGGUCUCGUCAAAGGACAGCAAUGAAACUGUUUUCUCCUGUCCGAAGUGCUCCUUCCACCACUCAGACGAAGUGCAGGUCCAACAGCACAUUGACACCUUUCACUCUGCUGAGACUGAGGAGGACAAGUCGUCCCUUCACCACCUCGCUGACGAACAAGAAGGUUUUAGUUGUUCAGACUGUGAGAAGAGCUUCAAGUUCCAGUCUUUACUAAAAGCACAUCAGCGGAUCCACACAGGCGAGCAGCCCUUCCUGUGUUCUCAGUGCGGACUGCGUUUCUCCUUCAAACAGUCACUGGACCGGCACAAGCAGACGCACAAGUCCGGACGCAAGUACGAGUGCCUGAUCUGCGGGGAGUUCUUCAAGUCCCUGGUGGCUCAGAGGGAGCACAAGAGCACCCACAUGGAGAACGGCGCAUACCUGUGUUCCGAGUGUGGCCGGGCGUUUGCCUGGAAGUCGGCACUGGUGAGGCACGUGAAGACCCACGGUGAAGACGCUGACAAGGUGGAGCGUCCUCACAAAUGCCCUCACUGUGACCUGGGCUUCAGCUGUGCCAGCUACCUCACCAGGCACGUCCAGACCCACCAGGAAGAAAGGCUGCACAAGUGCAACUGCGGGAAGAGCUUUGCCUACCGAGCAGCUCUGAGCGCCCACCAACGCAUCCAUCAGAGGGAGCGGCCGCACACAUGCACACAGUGCGGCAAGGGGUUCCUCUACAAGGGGGGUCUCCGGAACCACAUGAAGAUCCACUCAGAGGAGAUGCCCUUCAUGUGCUCCUUCUGCGGCAAGAGCUUCAAGAGGGAGCGCAGCAUGAAGAAGCACGAGCGCUGCCACACCAGGGAGAACGUUUUCAGCUGCUCACAGUGCGACAAGAGUUUCGUUUACAAGGCCACGCUGAUCCGACACGAGCUGACUCAUUCGGGCGAGAGGCCGUACCUCUGCUCCGACUGCGGGAAGGGCUUCUUCUCGCACGCCGAGCUCCUGAAGCACGAGCGCUUCCACACGGGCCACAAGCCCUUCCAGUGCCCACACUGCGGCAAGAGUUUCACUCAGUCUUGCUACCUGACCAUUCACCUGCGCUACCACACCGGCGUCCGGCCCUACUCGUGCACCGAGUGUGACAAGAGCUUCCUGAGUGCCAACCGCUUGAAAAGACACCAGCGAAUACAUUCAGGGGAAAAACCAUUCCUGUGUGGAGAAUGUGGGAAGAGUUUCAGGCAGUCGUAUAAUCUCAAAAUGCAUCAACGAACACAUACUAUGAAGUUAACAUAGCUGGGCAAGACUUGAACUUGGAGACUGAUAUAUUGGAAAUGGAUUAACUAAUUGUCUAUGACUUAUAAUGUAUAUUAAGUCUGGGACAAAAGCGAAAAUAUAAGUAUUAUUGCGACUGAACUGCAUCUCAUAAUAAUUUCUAAUAUGUUCACAUGCUAAAUGUCUCCUUUUAGUUAAUGGUUGUGUUGCCAUUAAAGCCCACUGAGCAGAGGAAUGUUUUUCAGAUGUAACAUCAGUGUUAAUUGACUCAAUCUUCAAAUAAUAAACAGAAGAAGGUUCUA